AUGGCGGUGCUGGUGGAGACUAGUGUGGGCGAGAUGGUGAUCGACCUGCACACGGACCUCUGCCCGCUCGCCACUAAGAACUUCCUCAAACUCGCCAAGUCAGUCGCGCUCGCGCCCUCCCCCUGCCAACCCAAAGCACCUCCCCUCCCCCCCGCCCUUCUCGCGUCGCCCCUCACAUACCUUCACCGUUCAAUGACGCGCGAAAUGGAUGAAGUGCCUCGAAUUCUUUGCUACGGCUCUUGCAACCUCCCUCCCGCCCCUGCCCUCGCAACUAUCCCUCCAGAACCUCUGCUGUCACGCCGCGGCAUGCCUAUGCCCAUCCUCUUCCCCCCCCCCAGGAUGAAGUACUACCACCACUGCGUCUUCCACCGCGUGCAGCGCGACUUCAUCGUGCAGACGGGCGACCCCACCGCCACUGGCGCUGGUGGUGACUCCGUUUACAAGUGCGUGGGGGGGCACGGGGUGUUCCUGUACGGAGAGCAGGCGCGGUUCUUUGAGGAUGAGAUCCGGGCGGGGCUGAAGCACGACAAGGUGGGGGUGGUCGCCAUGGCCAGCGGAGACAGCAACCUCAACGCCUCUCAGGUGACCCUCAACGCCUCUCAGGUGACCCUCAACGCCUCUCAGGUGACCCUCAACGCCUCUCAGGUGACCCUCAACGCCUCUCAGGUGACCCUCAACGCCUCUCAGGUGACCCUCAACGCCUCUCAGGUGACCCUUAUCGCCUCUCAGGUGACCCUCAACGCCUCUCAGCCCCGUUUCCCACAUGCUGGGCCUGCACACAGGAUUAGUGAGAUCUCAUCUCGACUCAUUAUGAUUCAUUCUUGCAUUUUCCAUGCCCUCCUCUCCCACCCUCCUUCCGCUCUCCGCCCUCUUUUCUCCCUCCCCUUUUGGCGUCCCCUGCUGGCAUCCCCUACCGCCCAGUUCUACAUCACCACGCGGGCUGGGCUGGACUCACUCGAUGGCAAGCACACGAUAUUUGGCGAGGUGGCGGAGGGGUUGGACACGCUGCAGCGCAUCAACGAGGCAUUUGUGGACGACAAAGGCCGCCCCUUCAAGAACAUCCGGUACGCCCCUUCAAGAACAUCCGGUACGCCCCUUCAAGAACAUCCGGUCCCCAAUUGCCGCCUCUCCCCCGCCUCCUCCCCCACCAGCAUACGCCGAGUGCACGUGUUGGACGACCCAUUUGACGACCCACCCGGACUCGCUGACCUCAUCCCCGAUGCCUCCCCACCCAUGCCGCCCCCCGCUGCUGUGAGCCCUCCCUUCCUCCGCCUUCCCCCACUACCUCCGGGUGUUGGCGAGGACGUGCGGCUGGAGGACGACUGGGUGCCCAUGGACGAGGGGCGGGCGGCGGACGAGGUGGAGCGCGACGUGCGCCGCAGAGAGGCACAGUCCAGAGGCGUGGUGCUGGAGAUGGUGAGAGCGGUUGAGAGUGGUGCUGAAAUGAUAGGCGAUCUGCCCGAGGCGGAGUUCAAGCCGCCCGAGAAUGUGCUCUUCAUCUGCAAGCUCAACCCCGUCACCCAGGACGACGACUUGGAGAUCAUCUUCUCUCGAUUCGGCAAGGUCCUCUCGGCGGACAUCAUUCGAGACCAGAAGACGGGCGACAGCCUCUGCUACGGCUUCAUUGAGUUUGAGACAAAGGAGGCGUGUGAGGCGGCUUACUUUAAG
Messenger RNA from Closterium sp. NIES-65, 1668 nucleotides. NCBI's taxonomy places the organism in Eukaryota, Viridiplantae, Streptophyta, Zygnematophyceae, Desmidiales, Closteriaceae. The record is from the annotation of a GenBank genome assembly.